AUGGGUCGACCAGGUAGUCAGCCGAAUGAAGCACAACCACCUCCGGUUCAAGUUCAACCAACGGUUAACCGGGACAACCAGGUACAUUCCCAAAACGGUGCAAUUGGUCAAGCAAACAUACAAACGGGCAGACCGGUCAAUAACCAAACGCAAAAUCUCUGGAGUUCUGAUCUUUUCGAUUGCAUGAAUGACAGUGAAAAUGCCGUGAUCACAUGUUUAGCUCCAUGCGUCACGUUAGGACAGAUUGCUGAGAUCGUUGACGAAGGCGCUACUCCUUGUGCGACAGGUGGGUUGUUGUAUGGAAUGAUAUUUUUCAUCGGAGUGCCGUUUGUCUACUCAUGCAUGUUCCGGGCCAAAAUGCGAAACAAAUACGGGUUACCGGAUGCUCCGGCUCCCGAUUGGAUCACUCACUUAUUCUGUGAGCAUUGCGCUCUUUGUCAAGAGUAUCGUGAGCUCAAACACCGUGGUUUUGACCCCAAUAUUGGGUGGGCUGGGAAUGUGCAAGCACAGCAGCCAGUAAUGUCUCCUCCGACAGGUCAACGGAUGAUGGGUUGA
Arabidopsis thaliana (thale cress) is the source of this 555-nucleotide messenger RNA. Its product is annotated as PLAC8 family protein. The transcript has 4 exons. The record is from RefSeq and is marked reviewed. Gene Ontology annotation, cellular component: membrane. NCBI's taxonomy places the organism in Eukaryota, Viridiplantae, Streptophyta, Magnoliopsida, Brassicales, Brassicaceae. The coding region runs from base 1 to 555 and encodes 184 amino acids.